AUGGGCCUACAACAGAUACCUCGUCAUGGUGGAAAGAGAGGGCGUCAAGCGAAGCAAGGAGGAACUUCGGGCAUGGUCCGAGCUCCUCCAAUAUCGGAUAAGAUCCAGAGUAAGCGUGACUCGGCUCCAUUCAUGAAAAGGUAG
Ambispora leptoticha is the source of this 144-nucleotide messenger RNA. Lineage: Eukaryota; Fungi; Glomeromycota; Glomeromycetes; Archaeosporales; Ambisporaceae. The record is from the annotation of a GenBank genome assembly.